Messenger RNA from Marasmius oreades (fairy-ring Marasmius), 1035 nucleotides. RefSeq lists its product as uncharacterized. The transcript is spliced from 3 exons. Bases 82 to 678 code for a protein of 198 amino acids. NCBI's taxonomy places the organism in Eukaryota, Fungi, Basidiomycota, Agaricomycetes, Agaricales, Marasmiaceae. The record is from RefSeq and is a predicted model, not a curated record.
CUCAUAUGGAACGGUUUAUAAACCUCCUUCGUUUUGUCUUUCCAGUUCAUUGACCUCAUCUGAACACUCUCUACCAUCAACAUGUACAGCCGACCUCCCUUCCAUUGGCAUUCGUGGUAUCAUCAUCACCGCGAUGCUCAUCGUCCUUCUCGUCUGCUAUGGUUUCUCCUCGGUGCAGGCACAGCGACAUUUGUCAUCUUCCGCAAAGAGGCGCAUCGGAACAGUGAAGCAAAUUGGGGACAUUGCCGAAAAGUACCAGUACAAGCCCCGCCACAGAUGCAAGCCAACCUCGAGCGUGAACGAUCCAUAGAACCUUUCCAGAUUCCUGUACCACAGCAUGUCCAGCCCCGAAUCCCUAUCGAUCACACCUUACCACCAUCGUCCACCUCGACGCAGACACAGACAGCCUCACCAGCGGGUCACUCAUACCCAUUCCAAUGGGGUUUUCAAAGUUUCGAGCAGCAGAGAGCUCAGUGGGAACAGGACAGAGAACGGUUGCUGAAGAAGGCUCACGAGGCGAUGUCAGACAUGUCCGAGACCACUCUAGAAUCUCUUUCUGGGACCAUCGAAACUCUCCGAGCCAAACUAGCAGAUCAUCGUGCUCAACGCGAGAAGCAGCAGAAGCAGCUCGAACAGGAAUUAGAGGAAAAGAAGAAAAACUCACCUCGAUGGGUGUAAACUGCCACUCCCCAACUCCUUCCAAGAUCGGACCUUCAUGGAGGGUCUGGUUAAAUAUCGAUACCUGGCCGACUCCAUCGUUCUGUCGAGCUGAAACUUGGCUUCCUAAAGGUGAUCAGACAGUUUGUUCUGGUUGUGCCGCCAACAACUUCACGACGGCAAAGGCAAGAGAAAGAGACAGAAAUCGAAAGAAAUGGUGCUGGUAUUAAAUUGGACUUCACGCUUCUUCUCAUUUACAUAUCCAACAAUUCAACUGUAACUGUAUUUAUCUCAACCUCUAUCCUUAUUAUCAAACCGCUAUCAUUCGUUUGGGUCAUCAAGAUGCUUAUCGCAUCUAAUCAACAAGCUUAUGACCCG